AUGGCUUUCGGGGAUGUUGCCCUGGGCUUCACUCCGCGACACCUGCACGCACUGUUCCGGCCCUGCUUUUGCAGCGUAUCCCUGCAAGACAUGCAUCGUUGCUUGCAAGGCCCUUUGGCCCGUUUUGGCGGAGCCUUCGAAAAGCUCCUCGGCAGGCCAGCUGAGGAAAUCCCAGAUGGACUUGUCUGUUUUACGGAUGGUUCAUUCACUCCUGCCAAGCCCACAGAGGGACCCAAAGGUGGUUGGGCAUGUGUCUUUUUUCGCAAGGAGACCGAGACAUGUGAUGUGUUCGCGGGAAGCAUCCCGGAAUGGCUGUGCCCACCGGAGGAUCUCUCGGCCUUCAAAGCAGAAUGCUGCGCUCUGAUUGUAGGGUGUUGGCUUGGUGCCUCAGUCGCUCAGGGUUCGCUUUUUCGCAUUUUCACGGACUGUCAGGCUGCCCGGUCGAUAGCGAAUGGCGAAGCGGUUGCCCACUCCGAGGGCAUAGCCUACACCCUCAGCAAUGUUUCCCGGUGUUGCCGCUCUGUCGCACAGGCGGCGCCGGAAAUUGUGUAUUCGCCGGGGCAUGCUGAUGUCCUGGGCAAUGAAAUAGCUGACAUAGCAGCUAAAGUAGCAGCCGAGGGAUUGCCUUUGGGCCAGCUUGUCUGGUGCCAAGAGUCUGGGCCUGACUGGUGGGCUGGACAUGGCGCCAAGUGGGCGUGGGCGUCAGUUGUCUGCGAUUGGGCACAUGGUGAUGAGGCCCUGCCCUCGCCUCUUGCAGAAGACAUCCGGAGCCACCGGCACAUGGGUGGUCUUGAUGCUGUGCAAGCUCUAGCACCAUUUUUGCCUGCCGUCAAUUGUGACACAGAGACGUCUGCCAGUGGCAAGCUGUGGAUCAGAUUUGUCUCUUACAAUGCACUAUCCCUGGCAGCUGACAGACGUGGCCCUGCCGAGGAAGGCUUGGCUUUCAAACCGGCGAAGCCUGCGAUGUUAGCGCAUCAACUCGAAACGGCUGGAGUGUUGUGUGCGGCUAUCCAGGAAGCAAGGACCGAAGAAGGGCAUUUGAGCACUGGUUCAUACCUGCGGUACUGUUCAGGAGGGCAGAAGGGCCACCUCGGCGUUGAACUCUGGUUCCAGCGUGGGGGCAUCCUCGCCACUUUCCCGCAUGAGGAACGGCAGCAGAUCCGUUUCGAAGCCAACAGGUUUGUUGUGCUUUUCCGUGACCCUCGGCGCCUAGGUGUUCUCUUCAAGCAGGGUAGUUUGCAGAUUGUUUUCGUUGCCCUGCAUGCCCCUCACCGUGGUACUUCCCCCGAUGAUCUUGCAACAUGGUGGCGAGCAACAGAAUCGUUGAUCUUCAAGGCUUCGAGUGGCAAAUUGCUUGUUGUUGGAGCUGAUUGCAAUGCAAGCUUGGGUUCGGUUGAGACCGAACACGUGUCCUCACAUGAUGCAGAAGAUCAGGAUCUAGCAGGCGACCUAUUGCAUUCGUGUUUGAAGAAGUGGGGAGUUUGGGCCCCUGCAACUUGGGCCCAUGUGCAUAAGGGGCCCUCGUGGACUUUUGUGCAACGCCGCAACGGAGCGCUCGCACGACCCGAUUUUGUGCUUCUCCCUCAGGAGUGGUCCGUGGGUCAGGUUACUACGUGGACAUGCCCGGACAUUGUAGCAGCAAAUAUGGUGCUGGACCACGUUGCAACAGUUGCCGAGGUUGAGGUGAUUUUGCAUUGUGCAGUGGGGUCGAGACGUGCCGUAAAACCGCGCAUUCAUGUGGCCGCUCUUGCAGAUCCGGCCAAUGGUGCCCGGAUACAGGCCAUUCUCGAGGCUGCCCCGCGACCUGACUGGUCAGUUUCGGCACACUCUCAUGUGGCCACCGUCACCUCUUACCUCCAAAAGGAACUCUCUGCUGCAUUUCCGCGUGUUGAGUGCGGCCCUUUGCACCCCUAUCUCACAGCCGAGGCAUGGGAUAUGCAGAAGCAAGUGGCUUGGUUGCGACGCAAAUGUGCCGGAGUCAAGAGCAUGCUGAGGCGCCAAACACUGUUUGCAGUUUUCGGGGCCUGGAAAGAGCAGCCGGGGUGUGCGGCUGAUGUGGUCUCAUCCCAAUGGUUGCGAGAAUAUCAGGUUGCUGAGGCCUUGUACGGUUUUAGGUUAGGACUUCUGUCGAAGGCACUUCGGGCACGGUGUAAGUCAGAUCGAGCUACGUAUAUGGCUGGUCUUGCUGACGCUGUGCAGGCCAAUCGGUCUGAUGCCUUUGGCGCUGUCAACAAGCUUCUUUGCCGACGCCGCAAGAAGCCCUUCGCACCGGCGGUCUUACCAGCGAUCCGUGACAAGGAGGGCAAGACAUGUGCCACUCCUGACAGCGCACGGCUCCGCUGGCGCGAGCACUUCAGCAGCUUGGAAGAUGGUGUCGUUACCUCCUGUGAAAAACUUCUCUCCGGAGCCCUCGCCGAUAACCAGCGACAGUGGCCUGAUCCGGACUCUAUCCUGGAGCUCCCGACGCCCCAGGAUUUGCAGCGCGCCCUUUCCACAGCUAAGCGAGGGAAAGCUAGCGGCCCUGACACUGUUCCAGGUGAACUCGGUAUUCUCUUCCCGGACGGUGUACAGCGCUUGAUUUUCCCUCUUGCCCUCAAGUUGGGGCUGCUUGGGGAGGAAAGUGUAGGCCACAAAGGAGGAUGCCUCACCUGGCUCUGGAAAGGGCGUGGCCCCAAAACAGCCUGUGAAUCAUAUCGGGGCAUAUUGUUGCUGUCAAGCUUGGGGAAAGCGAUACAUCGCGCGUAUCGCCCGCGCAUCCAGCAGCACUUCACACAGACAGCCCCCGCUCUGCAGCUUGGAGGCAGAAAAGGCUGCAGUGUUGUGUUCGGUUCGCACGCAAUGCGAACGUACAUGAGAUGGCAGGCAUCUUUGGGGAAUACGUCUGCAGUGGUUUUUGCGGACGUGUCCUCCGCCUACUAUUCCACGGUCCGAGACCUUGCCUCUAAGCAAAAUGAUGUACCGACUGAGACAGGUGCAGAAGAAGCAGCAGCAGCCCUGGACCUUCAGGCCCAACUACAACUUCCGAGUGCCAUGGAGCAGACCCAAGCCAGUCCAUGGCUUCGAGCUCUGACUGCAGAGCUCAACAAUGGGACCUUUAUGUGUUUGCAAGGUGACGACGAACCAAUCGCAACCCGCAGAGGUACGCGGCCUGGAUCUGCAUGGGCCGAUCUUACCUUUGGGGUAGUGAUGGCCAGGGUUCUGCGACUACGUGACAGUUGUAAAGUAGGCGUGUCAGGAGCGGCAAGUCCCCCACGUGUGCCCUGGGAUGGGCACCGCCACUGGGGGCCUUUGGACGCAUCCCGUGAGGAGAUAUGCCUCACGGACUUGAUCUGGGCAGAUGAUUUGUCCACAUGCUUGAACACCGGCUGUGCCGAAGAUGUUGGAAGGGCAGUCACUGUUGAGACGGCCUCUCUGGCUGAUGCCUUCGAGUCACAUGGUCUGCAACUCACAUUUGGGCCACGAAAAACCGCUGCCCUGGUUAGUUUGCGAGGACCCAGCUCUAAGAGAGUUGCUAGAGAGCUGUUUGGCGGGAAGUCAGAGCUCUGCAUUCUGCGGGAGCAUUCAGGUGCGGCUACCCUGCCUCUGAUCGACAGCUAUAAACAUCUGGGUGUUGUUCAGGCGAGAGAAGGCAAAAUCUGCAAGGAAGUUCGUGCGCGAAUUGCUGCAGCAUGGACAGCAUUUCGUGAUGGCAGAACCCGGAUUUUUCGAUGUCCUCGUCUGACUGUUGCACGAAGGGGUACGCUUCUGCGGACGCUUGUGGUCAGUAAGCUUGCCUUCGGUGCCGGGGCAUGGCCACCAUUGCAGCUAGGUACUAGACGUGCUUUUGCAGGUGCUCUGUUUUCUCUCUACAGAGCCACCCUUGGGCUUCGACACGAUGACAGUCAACACAUCACAUAUGCUGAGAUCUGUGCCCUGCUCUGUCUCCCGGAUUAUUCCACUAUUCUCCGGUUAGAACAGUUGCGUUACCCGCGCCAACUUUGCAGUGAUGCCCCUGAUGCCGUCUGGGCACUGGUACGUCAGGACGUACCCUUCCUGGAGCUCCUCAGGGAGGCCCUGGAUUGGAUUUAUGCCCGUGUGAAGACGACUUGCACUCUGGGUCACCCGAGAGACGACGUUCAGGGUUGGGCAGACCUGGCGUGUCACCGCCCCGCUGCAUACAAGGGACUUGUCAAAAGGGCACAAGGCCUUGAGCAAUGCCGCAUACAAUGUUGGGCUGCGCUACAGGCGCUACACCGCACGGUGUUGCACCUGAGUCAAGGUGAGAGCCUGCAACGUUCGACAGAUGCGGGAUCCUUCACCGAGGCUUGUUUGGUCUGUCGGAAAGGUUUCAUGAGCAGGUCAGCAUGGGCGAUGCACUCCUCAAAGAAGCACGGGUAUAGAAUUGCUGCGUCUACCCUGAUUGUCGGAGUUGAGAAGCCUCUCUGCACCGGAUGUGGCAAGCUUUUUGCGAAUGCCGCAAGGUUGAGGAGACACCUUUUACAUGCCGUUGACUGCCGGAAGCGAUGGGGCUCCUUUUGCCUUGAUGGGACUGCAGAGCAGAUAGGGCCACACCUCGUUGAGCCCCCCUUACCUUGCCAAGGGAUUAGGAGCGGUUUUAGCGAGGUCAGGGAUCCGGCCAGCUAUAACCGGGAUCUUCUCAAUGUCCUGUGUGGGCUCGCCCGGCCUAGUGCAGAGGACGUUUGGGAUGCCCUCGUUGCCUGCAUUGAGCCGCUGGAUGUGUUGCGGGAAACAUUGCGGAUUUGGGUGCAAGAGUGUGCAAGCGACAGCCAUGUUGCCGAGGUAGCUGCAGACGCCGAGCUCAUGCUUGACCCGGCCCUCUACCCUCUUCAAUCCCUUUUGUUUUGA
Symbiodinium sp. CCMP2592 is the source of this 4845-nucleotide messenger RNA. The record is from the annotation of a GenBank genome assembly. NCBI's taxonomy places the organism in Eukaryota, Dinophyceae, Suessiales, Symbiodiniaceae.